This is a messenger RNA of Dichomitus squalens LYAD-421 SS1, 1308 nucleotides long. RefSeq lists its product as uncharacterized. The record is from RefSeq and is a predicted model, not a curated record. The transcript has a single exon. Lineage: Eukaryota; Fungi; Basidiomycota; Agaricomycetes; Polyporales; Polyporaceae. The coding region runs from base 24 to 1040 and encodes 338 amino acids.
GAUCAACUGACCACGUAGGCAUCAUGGAGAAGCUCGCCGUCGAAACAUUGCAACAAAUCUUCGAGCGCGCGUGUACUGACGGCGGAUACACCGGGUGCUCUCUUUCCCUCACCUCCACGUCGAUCCGCGAAGUGGCGCGGCCCGUUCGGUUCUUCUCCGUUGCACUCACAGCCGAGACCUACAGCGUCAAUGCAUUCCUCGAGCUUUAUAACAAGGAGUGUUCUGUCGCUAGUGGGGCUCGACCGAAGCUCGCACACCUGUGUUUCUCUGACAUCAAAGAAGACGCCGCAGACAUUUCAACUAACGAUGACCCCGAGAGUUGGGAUGCAAUUGAGGCGGAACAUGAUCGUGUUCUCCUGGCUACCCGAACGCUGCUCACCCUCGUCGGAGACGGCUUAAAGUCCCUUGUCAUCGAUCACACCUUCGUGGAACCCGGCAGGCCCCUCGCCGACCGACAGUUCCCCUCCUUACGGGAACUCACCUUCCUUUGGUAUCGCUGCCCAUGCGCGCUCGAAUUUCGUCCGAGCGUACCUCCGCUCUUCCCUGCCCUGGCGCGUCUGCAUGUAGUUGCAGGAGACGAGAUAUGGAACAAGCCCCUCAUCUUGCAAUGGGCCCCGCAUGCGCCGCACCUCACGCACCUGCGCAUCUCUGCCCACCGUCUGUCUGACACAUUUCUCGACGAGCUUUCAGGUAUCGUGAAGGCCGCCUCUCCCUCCAGACACGGCCCCCUAGACACGGGCGUCGACGUCCGGGUCCCACCUGCUAAGCGCACAUUCCCGAGCCUUGUCCGCGUGGUGGUGCAGCCGGGUCCCAGACCGGUGAAGGGCUCGUGUGGGACGAGCAGGUUGGCGUUCACCUCCAGGAUUGGGAAAAUGUACGGGAUCGCCGACGAGGUGACGCAGGCGGGCGUCGAGAUGUUCGCACUGUCUCCUUGCGGAUGGUCGAAGCGCCGAUGGGGCGAGGAGAUACUUGUGGAGUGGAUGAAGACGAUCGGUGGUGGGGAUGGGCGCGACUGGUUCUCCAACGAGGAGACCUCGUAGUCCGAGUAUGAGGCCAAAGGAUCGGAGACCUAGUCGAAGAGCGUGGCUUCACGGGACAUGAUGCAAGGACGGCGGUCGCCCUUAGCAUGAAAUCGCCGGUGUGCGUAUACGCCCGGCGGUGAGCGGGAGUACAGACUCUCUUUUAUCCUGCCUUUCGGCGUAACGGCUUCGACGAGCUCGUUCUAGCCACGUUACACAUAGCAAGAAGUGAAUAUUUGUACUGCUCUAACCCACAUCUUUGGGAAAGUUGACGAUAUUGGGUAUAAAG